Molecule: messenger RNA, 948 nt
Organism: Octodon degus (degu)
Lineage: Eukaryota; Metazoa; Chordata; Mammalia; Rodentia; Octodontidae
Product: olfactory receptor 9K2-like
Exons: 2
Coding region: 1-948 (315 amino acids)
Biological process (GO): sensory perception of smell; G protein-coupled receptor signaling pathway
Cellular component (GO): membrane
Molecular function (GO): olfactory receptor activity; G protein-coupled receptor activity; odorant binding
Source: RefSeq, a predicted model, not a curated record
AUGGGUGACAGGGGAACAAGCAAUCACUCUGAAACGACUGACUUCAUUCUUGUAGGCUUCAGGGUCCGCCUUGAACUCUAUAUUUUUAUUUUCCUGAUGUUUCUACUCAUAUAUGCCAUUAUAAUUUUAGGCAACGUUGGGAUGAUGGCCAUUAUUGCGACUGAUCCCCGGCUGAACACACCAAUGUAUUUCUUCCUAGGCAAUCUCUCCUUUAUUGAUCUCUUUUAUUCAUCUGUUAUUGCACCCAAAGCUAUGACCAACUUCUGGUCUAAGAGCAAGUCCAUCUCCUUUGCAGGCUGUGUGGCGCAGCUUUUUCUCUUUGCGCUCUUCAUUGUGACGGAGGGAUUUCUCCUGGCAGUCAUGGCCUAUGACCGCUUCAUUGCCAUCUGUAACCCUCUCCUCUAUUCUGUUCAGAUGUCAACACGUCUCUGCAUUCAGCUGGUGGCUGGCUCUUAUUUUGGUGGCUGCAUCAGCUCAGUUCUUCAGUCUAGCAUGACAUUUACUUUAUCAUUUUGUGCUUCUCGGGCCGUUGAUCACUUUUACUGUGAUGCUCGACCACUACAAAGAUUAUCUUGUUCUGACAUUUUUAUCCACAAAAUAGUACUGUUUAUUGUCUCUGCUUUCAUUGUCAUCAGCACCACAGUUGUCAUUCUGGUGUCCUAUGCAUACAUCCUCUCCACUGUUCUGAAGAUUCCUUCAACUCAAGGCAGGAGUAAGACCUUCUCUACCUGUAGUUCCCAUAUAGCAGCUGUGAGUUUGUUCUAUGGGACUGUGUUCUUCACAUAUGCUCAGCCUGGGGCCAUGUCCUCACCAGAGCAAAGCAAAAUUGUAUCUGUUUUCUACACACUUAUAAUACCAAUGCUGAAUCCUCUAAUAUACAGUCUGAGAAAUAGAGAUGUGAAAGAUGCUGUGAAAAGAAUAUUAUGUGAGAAAUGCUACUGUCAGUGA